AUGUCAGAUGAGGUCAUUGUAAAUGCGAAUGAACAAUUCAAUUGUUCCAAUUGUAAUCUAUCAUUAAUUGGACAAAAAUAUAUACUGAAUGAUGAGAAACCAUACUGUGUUGCCUGUUAUGAAAGUAAAUUCAGUCAUACAUGUGAAUUAUGCAAAGAGAAAAUUACCUGUGAUUCUAAAGAUCUUUCAUUCAAGGAUAAACAUUGGCAUGAAAGGUGUUUCUUCUGUAGUGUUUGUCAAGCAUCGUUAGCUGAUAAACCAUUCGCCACAAAAGACAAUGAUUUAUACUGUCCAGAAUGUUAUGAUGAGAAAUUUUCACCUCGUUGUGAUGGUUGCAAAAAGAUAUUCAAGGCUGGUUCACGUAAAUACGAAUAUAAAGGAUCAACAUGGCAUGAAGAGUGUUUCACUUGCAUAGAAUGCAAACAACCGAUUGGAGCUAAAAGUUUCGUACCAAAAGAUGAUGGUGUAGUAUGUGUACCAUGUUAUGAAGAGAAAUAUUCACAAAAAUGCUGUAAAUGUAAUAAGGCCAUUCAAAAAGGUGGGGUAACUUAUAAAGGUCAACCAUGGCAUAAAACGUGUUUCUUAUGCACAAAUUGCAGUUGUGAAUUAGCUGGUCAAAAGUUUACAUCACGUGAUGAGAAACCUUAUUGUGCAGAUUGUUAUACACAAUUAUUUGCAAAACAUUGUGCAAAGUGUACAAAACCAAUUAGUGGUUUCGGCGGCUGCAAAUUUGUAACAUUUGAAGAAAAACAUUGGCAUUCUGAUUGUUUCAAUUGCAGUAAAUGUCAAAAUAGUCUGGUAGGCAAAGGAUUCCUUGUUUCGGAUGAUGGGGUUGUUUGUCCUGAAUGUGCAAGAUAAUGAAGUGAACACACAAGCAAGUAAGCACAAAAUCACAAUGACAAUAGUAAAAAGUCUAAAUGAUAUCAGUAAGAAUGAGAAUAAAACUUUCAAUAUUUUCAGUACAAUCAUAAAAAUACACAGAAAGUUAAUAUACAUGAUUAUGUUUUGUGGUUUUCCUCAUUAAUAUACAUUUAUGUAUUUAUUUAUUGUAAGCUGAUUUUCUCUUUUUGGUAGCUGCUUUCCUUUUAUUUAUUCACUAGUUUAUUAACGAUCCCAACUGUUCUUCAUUCAUUUUAUUGAUUAUAUUUAUAGUACUUAUAUCGUUUAUAAGUAGUGUCUGCUCUUUUAAUUUUUAUUUGCUUAUUUUCAAUAACCUACAUUUCACUCCGAAAUUAAAUUAUCUCUGAUUGAUUCCGAAGUUGCUUAAACAUUUACCUAGAUAUUUACCCUUUAUGGUAUCUUUUCACUUAAUCACACAUGAACGCAGCAAAUAAUUUCUCUAUGCAAUUUAUAUCAGAUCAUUUUUGUGGAUUGACAUGAAGAAAAGUUGAUCUGUUGACAUGUAAUGCUUAACUUCUUAAAUUCAACUUUCACUAUUGUUUGUUAUCAAGGCAUUUCCUAAUUAUCCGGAAACAAAAAGAGGGGAAGAGAAAACAAUAAUGAGAGUGAAUAAUAAAUAAGAAACAUCAAUUAUCCUAUUUAUUAAAACAAUAUCCUUUCAUUAUCAUAUUCAUUUAUAUUUGAUUUAUGUUUAUUGUCACCGUCAUAUUUCUAUGAUUGUGUUUUCCUACUAUUUUUCUCUUUAUAAUGUUAUUAUCAUUGUAAUAGUGGUUUGAUAACUGUGAUGGUAUGAUAAAGAUAAUUUCAAACAUUACAAUACUUCCGCUAGUCAAACAUUUGUUUUUGUGUGUGAGUUUGUGAUCCUUUUUAUUUUGAAUUUAUUGCUUGUGCUUUUAUUGACCUUUUUAUUGGGUCAAAGUAAGAAAGAUAAUAUUUAUUAAUGUAAUAUUAUAAACUUUUUUUUCAAUUGAAUAUCAAUCACAGUAAAGAAAAACAAAUGUCUUCUACUGCAAUGAAUGAUAUUUUAAUUUUUCUUGAAUACUUAGUUCUUAUCAUUAUCAUUAUAUGUUAAGUUAUAAAGUUCAGUGGAAUCAUUACUGUUAUAGUCUCUAUGAAGUACAGUGAGUAUUAUGCCGAUAAGUGUUAAAGAGAAGUAGUGAUAACGUUUCAUAAAAUAUGACGAAAUGACUGUUCAGAGCUGUGAAAUGUGUAUUACGUUUCUUGGUUCAUAUAAACACUAUAUAUAUUGAAAAUGCAUAGCAAAAUAGAUGUUAGGUCAAAUGAACACCAGUGAUGAUAUCUGACCACUCAAGAUAUAUUCACAUACACGAAGCUUUCUGAAUGAAUCCAUUUAAAAUUUAGAACUCAUCAGUUGGUGGCAUUUUUAUCCUCGUUUUGGUGUUCCAACUAAAAUAAAAGCUUGUACCAUUAUCUAAUGGGCUACUGGUUUAAAAUGAUUAUCUUUUUUAUAUUGAACAUUUUAAUAUAUGUUAGAACCUUUAAUUUCUUUGUAUCUCGAUAUAUUUGGUUGCACUAAAAUACCCUCUACUUGUGUUGACG
Molecule: messenger RNA, 2460 nt
Organism: Schistosoma margrebowiei
Lineage: Eukaryota; Metazoa; Platyhelminthes; Trematoda; Strigeidida; Schistosomatidae
Source: the annotation of a GenBank genome assembly